Molecule: messenger RNA, 2744 nt
Organism: Drosophila navojoa
Lineage: Eukaryota; Metazoa; Arthropoda; Insecta; Diptera; Drosophilidae
Biological process (GO): regulation of transcription by RNA polymerase II
Cellular component (GO): transcription regulator complex; nucleus
Source: RefSeq, a predicted model, not a curated record
CCAUUAAACAGCUGUUUAGUCACAAAAAGAUCUUGGGACCACAAGAAUUAGCUUAUAUUUUUAAUAAAUAACGCAACACCCGCCAGCCGCCAAAAAUGGAACAGAGGCAUAGGUACUAAGACUUACGCGCAUUAUGGAAUCACUGCAAUGUGCCAGCGAAGUGGCACAUAUGGCGGAACAGCAACAAACUGAGUCGCUGGUAAACAUAAAACGCAUUUCGGUGCCCUUUGGAAGUCAAGGUUUGAUGGGCACGGAUAUGGCCAAAGCCGAGGAUGUGACUCAAUUGCUGAAACAAAAACCGCAGCACACGGGAACUCUUGGUAGCGUUUCCACCCAGGCACAGCUUGCAAGUCUCAGCAGCAUCGACAGUCUCUGCGAGAGUGUGGUUGAUAUACCCAAGGAAGUGAUUCUCAUCUCUAUGGUAUCCCAAGAGCAGGCGCUGUACAAUCCCAAGAAUCCGCUCUAUCGCAACACAAAAAGCAAGGAUGAGAAAUGGAGUGAAAUUGCGAAUCACGUGGGCUGGACAGAUGCGCAAUGCAAGGCCAAGUGGAAGGCAAUGAGAGAUCAAUAUUGCCGUGAGCUAAAACGCGCCAAAGCUAAUACCAAAGGCACCGUCAAGUGGAAGUACUUUAAGGAACUCGACUUUCUGCGUCCCUAUGCGCUGGCACGCAACUAUCGCUCUCGUGGCUCCCAGAAUGCCAAUGGUAUUUUGACGACUAUGACGCUGCCGAAUAUUUCCACAACAACAACAAUCACGAGCAGCAGCAGCAACAACAACAAUGCCAACAACAAUUCGUUUAGCAAUAGCAGCAGCAGCAGUCAAAAUCUGACUAUGUCUGCUGAGCCGACCAAAUUUGCCAACAUCAAAAUCGAGGAUAGAAGUGGCUCGCUCUUGGAGACUUGUAGUUUUGUGCCAGCAACAACAACAACGGCAACAACAGGAGCUUCGAACGCAGUAACGCUUGAUAAGAAGACGGAUACAACGCGUAGUCUAAGCGCAUUUAUAGCCAGACAUAUUCUACAGCACCAACAGCAGCAGCAGCAGCCGCAGUCACAGUCACAGCAGCAGCAGCAGCCGCAGUCAUAGCAGCAGGAUACCAAUUGGAACUAUUUGACCGAUGCAAGUGGCAAUGACGUUGGCUCAGCCACAUCUAUUACGGUUACCUGCGAGACACCGAAUCCGUCGGCUAGCGAUACGCUGUACAAUGAUUUUGUGGACUGUGUGAAUGUUGGCGGCGUUGUGAAUCAAACCUCUACGCACAAUGCAGAUGAGGAGGACGAUGAUCCCAUACACACAUUUCUUAAUAUCGAGAGCUACUUUGAGAAGGAACUAAUCAUGCUGAUACAGCAGGAGGAUAUGAUCUACAAUUAUAGCAAUCAAAACUAUCGCAAUGUCAAGCUAAAGCUGGAAGUCUGGGAUGAAAUAGCACGCAAGCUUAAAAAACCAGUCAAGCAAUGUCGAGGGAAGUGGAAGGCUUUGCGGGACCAAUAUGCGCGGGAAUACAAGCGUCUGAAAACACAGGUGAAUGGUUACGUCACAUCGCGAUGGAAACACUAUGAUUCCCUAAGUUUUCUGCAGAAAUAUAUACAGCAAAAGUCACUUGACGGGGACACAUUGAAUAUGCUGAUGCCCAAACAUGAUUCUGUGGGGGAGCUUGAGGAGCAUAUGGACGAAUCGCCAUUGCGGCAUUCCGAACCACAGGCGAAUAACUUGGACACAUCGCCAGGCAGUUCAUCUCAAUUAAAUAUAUCCACACUGCCAACGCUAACGGGUCCACACAAAGCCGAGUUGGCCGUCACAAUGGAGCAACAGCAGCAACAGGAAGUGCAGCAGCCCAGCGAGCUGUGCGUGGCUAGCUAUGAUGAAAUGGAUAUAGAAAACUAUAUAAAUGGUGAUGUGGUGCAUGAUGAAGACGAUGAAAACGACAACGAUGACAUGGACACGACGCCAACAUCAGAACAGCAAUCACAGCAGCAGCAGCAGCAACAAACCGGGACUCAGCAGCAUCAUGUAGUUAACUAUGACAAUGAUGAGGAUUCGGUUUAUAUGACCGUAGAAAGUGUUACAAACGCGCUCACCAAAUCGGAGCAACUUAAUGAUACGGGAAGCAGCUUGGAGCCGCAGCAGCUGCAGCAACAACUACAAACGGCUAGCGACUAUACACAAAAGCUGGAGGUGACUACGCCCACAUCGACCAGCACACGAUAUCAGAACACAGCCAAUACACCAUCAACAUCUAGUCAGGCUGUCUAUCCGCUCGGCGGCUGUUCUAUGGCUGCGGAGGAGGAUGAAAUUGGGGCCUUCUUCAAGGCCGUUGCCAUGAAAAUACGCAAUGCACAACUGGAGCCGGUGGCAUUCACGGAUCUGCAAAUCGAUAUACUGCGAGUCAUCAAUGAAGCGCUGCGCAAUCACUAGGAUAUCAAUCCGAGUGAAGGAUGCGAUGAGAGAAAGAUCUCGUUCUCGAUGGACCUCCAAAAAUGGUUUCAAUGCGUUGCGCGUUAUUAGUUUUUAAGUGUUAUUUGAAGCAUGUUUUUUUCUGAAUUAUUAGCUUGAUUUGAUUUAUCCUUGUCAUUUUUAUAAUUGCUACACACACACACACAUCCACACACAAAUUUACACCAACAACGAAAAGGUUUUUAUUGUACAUAGGAAACUGUAAUGUUCUAAAGCUUUAGUGUGCUUCCAGUAAAAAGAACUGGAACUAAAAUACAAAAUUGUUAAUAGUCCCGAGAUAACGAAAAAA